CAGCUUACCGUAUGUUACCCUGGUUACAUGUACCGAAUACCUACCGAGUGCACUCAACCCACUCGCUUCACGUCACGACCAAGACACGUUCAGGUAUCGGCGCGCUCUGGAAGUUGGGCGCCGAAAAGACAAACGACCUUUGUAUCUCCGCGAUACGAAGUAGUUCUUCCCUGUUUCUCUCCAUGUCUACAUACCUUGCAUCUAGGCCAAGGUUUCUCAAACUUUGUUAUCGAAAGAAGCUGCCUUGGCUUGCCUACCCUCGACUUCACCGUUAGCUAUGGUCAUUACUAGGAGCGCAUCCCAUGCGCUUAGCCGAGAAGAUGACGACAGUAGAUGGGCCGAGAGCGACAUCCCUUCAAGGCCCGUUCACCGUGGGAAAUCUACCUCCAGAUCUCCUGCUACGCAUCGCCAAACCAGAGAACCUACAGGGACUGGCCGUAUUGCCGCAAAGAGGAAGAGGGAUGGUAGCGGCACCUCGGAUGCACGGACAAUGAAGGGGCUACGCGAGUUCUUCGACGGACCUACGGAAUCGAUCAAAGACUCAAUCGAGCUCGGCGGCGAGGAUGUGGACGAGGCGCAUGAUGUCGACGCUGUCAUUGACGUGAUGGAUGCUGCAUUUAGUGGUAACGUGCCACGUACGAGAAGAGGGAGGGACAUUGCAGUCGUUCUUGGCACGUCCGGCGCGAAGCCGGUAGUGCGUUCCAAAACUUCGACCGGGGCGAAGACCCAGCGCCAUCUCCGCACUAAGCCUUUGAAUCGUCACGUUAACUCCAGGGAAGUCUUCGGACUAGCUGAUGAUAGAGUUUGGGCAACCGAGGAGGACAACGAGGAGCUUCACCGCGAGUUUGACAAUCCAACUGUACGCUUGGGAAGUCCAGUAUUAGGGUCUUCAGCAACGGAAUUCCCUUCAUCGCAGCCGGACUCCGACGUUUACGAGAUACCCGACGACCCAAUGCCGCAUUCCCCUGUCCUCGCCCGCCAUAAGUCGACGCGAAAUGCCCCGGCGUUGCGAAGCCGGACCAAUAAGGUUGAAAACCCUGCCGGCAAGGUCCCGUCCUCAAAGAAUGUCACUAGGGUUUCUUCGAUUCAAGAGGAAACUGCUGCUCUCGAUCGUCAUGAUGCCCCAUUGUCUCUUGGCGAGCAAGACCGUACACCAUCAGAAAACCAGAAAGUUGUCAAAAUUCAGAUACACAGUGUCAGCCCUCUCCGCACCUUGAAGGUGGAUAGCCAUCAUGUCAGAAACAUGCAGGAAUCAACUGCCCCCGCUUCUGGUACAAUAGGGCCGGCUCGAACAGACGUUGGUAAAAUGUGCCUCGAGUUGCUAGGUCACCUCAAAGAUAGGCUGGAUGAAGUACCUAUGGCCGUCGAUCUCUCUACGCAAAGCAGAUUCCUUGACGAACGCGCGGACGUCUUGAACGAGGCCCUGACCAGCGUUGAAGAAAUGGUUACAAGUAUUUGUGAUACCGCCCAGGUAACGCGUGACGAAUCUUUCCGCACGGCACUUAGCGAGGACCUAUCGUCUUGCAUCCUGCCGAUGGUUGUUCUGGUUCUUCGCAGCUCGUUUGUCAUUGGGAGCACUGAAGAUCAUGAUGAGGAUAGUCUUCGACUGCCGGCAAUCGGCGUCUUCACCUGGUCCACAGUCCAAUACCUAUUGUGGAUAACAGGGUGGAUGGCCCGUCUUUAUAGCCUUCAGGGCAAGCUACAACCUCCCCCCGCCCAGCAGGCGACUGGUCAAGGCGGCCCGACCUUGUCGAGGUCUCACGACAAGUUUAAGACAAUGCUCGGGAAGUGGCGGGAGCACCUUCGCUCAGUGGUGGACGACUUCAACGAGCAGGUCGACAGGAACCGCGAUCGGAAAAUGAAGAAGGAAAAAGACGAAGCUAUAAAAAAGGCGAAACAAGAGUUGGAGAUGAGAGAACGCGAACAAUCCGACAGACAGUUUCAGCUUUGUGUACUGUCAGUCCAGCGGGUCCUAAGCCAACCUGGCCCGCUCGCAGAGAUGUGGUACAAGGACACGCAAAACCCUGAGCGUCUCACUCUGCCAGCAAGCCAGGUCCACAACAGCCGCAUCACAAGUAACGGUGGACGAGCAAGGGCUGGUACCCAGGGCUUGGAUCGUCGCUCUGCGACUUUACCUCGAUCAUCAAGCUCAUUGAGCAUACAGCCCCCAGCUCCUCUCCAGCGCCAGCGUGCACCACCUUCCCCGGAACUCGGCAGUCUACCGUGGACCGAAGACGAGAUAGACUGGUUCCUCAAGGAGUUGCAGCGCCCGGACAGGAAUCCAUACUAUCUCUCGGAAUGCACCGAAACUCUUGAUCGUACACGGGACGAGUUGCUCAGAAUGGAAGAAUGGCUGAAGAGGACGGGACGAUACCGGCCUUCGUUGCACUGAAUCCAUGUUACUUUUGGAUGCCGGAGACCGGGGACGGAUUCUGGUUUGGCAAAGGCACCCGCUACGUUGUUGUCAUCGAUUAGCUUUCUUUCACCGGUUACAGCGACAGAGAUACCCCUAGUUCUUCCCUAGCGAGUUGCUAAAUUCGAAUGCAAGUUGCUGAGCUGAUUGAAACGAUAGUGUUCUUAUUACCCGAGAACGGCAUGCUUCUGAUUGCUUUUUGGGAGAUGGUCAAUCACCUGCCAACGGGAAAGCGACACAUUACCACGCAGAGGUAGAUGGUACCUUGCUUGAGGCCGUUCUGCCCCUUGCAUCAUGCACCCGCCUUUCGUGCAUUCAUUCAUUAGAGGCGCUGGAGGCAAGGCAAGAUCUAAGAUGGGAAGUCUAAUUCUCGCUGCUUAUAUGAGGCG
Molecule: messenger RNA, 2802 nt
Organism: Canariomyces notabilis
Lineage: Eukaryota; Fungi; Ascomycota; Sordariomycetes; Sordariales; Chaetomiaceae
Exons: 1
Coding region: 278-2392 (704 amino acids)
Source: RefSeq, a predicted model, not a curated record